AAUGGAGCGGCUCUGUACAAAGAACAAACCAAACAAAUAGGCAUUCAAAAACAACCACAAUAAUUCUGUUUUUCUUAGUGUACAUAGAGACUACAUAAAAACGCGUCUUUUUAACUGAAAGCAUGAACUUUUCUACGUGUAGAAAGUUGAUUAACAUUCAUUUGCUGCUUCUUCAAAUCAGCAUUUUCCUCGGAGAGCUGCAUCACUGUGCCUCUGUCACUUACCACCUCAGCAAUGAUGAGUGUAAAGGAAGUAACUUAGACAACAAGUGCAAAGGAACGGGAGAACAAUUAGCAAGGAUCACAGACUUGGCAAGUCUUGACAUUGCCAAGCAAGCCAUUACCAAUCAAGGAAUAAAAUACUGCACAGGGUUAAGGUAUCAUAAGAGCAAAGGAUACUGUUGGAAAAGAGAUGACGACGAUGAUGAUGAUGAAGAUGAUGAGGAUGAUGAUGAGAAGGAGGAGGAGGAGGAUGAUCAUGGUCAUUGUAAUGAUCCUGCAAGUGAGCCCAGCAGUAUACUCGACACAGCAAAAAAACAUUCCUGGAACAAAGGGUGGUAUUGCUUUUUGGUUGAUAAGAAUAAAGUGAAACUGGAGGGGAAAAAGUGUCAGAAUGCUAAACAUCCAUAUAUUUGCGAGAAAGAGCUGCAUCAAUGUGCCUCUGUCACUUACCACCUCAGCAAUGAUGACUGUAAAGGAAGUGACUUAGACAACAAAUGCAAAGGGAUGGGAGAACAAUUAGCAAGGAUCACAGACUUGGCAAGUCUUGACAAUGCGAAGCAAGCCAUCACCAAUCAUGGAAUAAAACACUGGACAGGGUUAAGGUAUCAUAAAAACAAAGGAUAUUGUUGGAAAAAAGAUGAUGAAUGUGGUGUAAGUCAGCCCAGCAGUCAGAUCCUUGACACACAAAAUGAAGGAUCCUGGACACAGGGGUGGUAUUGCUUUUUGGUUGAUAAAAAUAAACACAAAUUGGAGGCAAAAAGAUGUUCAGAAGCAACUCAUCCAUAUAUUUGCGAAACAGGGGAGUUAUCGUCAGAAUUAUCAAUACCAACUAAAUUUAGUUCUGUGCAACCAGCGACCAUUGUUACCAAAACGGGAACUGAACUAACUUCGACCACAACGCCAGAAGUAUCGACAAGAAAUGUACCUAAACUGACAACACUAAUCAUGAUAACAACGGAAAUAUUUCCAACCACGUGCACGUCGACAACAACAGCAACAGCAGUUGCGACAACGGUCACUACUGCACGACUAACUAGUAGUUCACAGACAACCUCGUCAACAACAACAGCAACUGCAGUAGCAACAACAGGCAUUGUUCCAGGACUAAUUGGCAGUUCACAGACGACCGAUUUGUUUACCGUGAAAGAAACAUUAAUCACGGCUGGUGCUGUAUCAUCCCUCACAGCGGCCUCCACCGUCAAAACCACCACACAGGAGAAACUGUCUGCCGCAGUUCAGUUGCGUCAAUACAUAUCAGUGAUAAGUGCUCUCAAUGUCAGCGAAGAAACCUCUUUACAGAACGCUACAGAAAUAACCACCAAAUUGCUUAGGACUUUGAAAAAAGGUAACGUCGAUGGCGAAGACAUCAACGUGCUGUUAGCGACCCAGGAAUUGGAGAAGUUCGCCAUUAGUUACGGCAAGAUUCACAACAAAGCAAACGAGAGUAGAGUCCUUUCUGACAAGCUCUUUGCAAUAAAGAUUGAGAAAAUAUCAGCGGACAACAAAGAGGCCAUUACAUUCUCUGUAAAUGAGACAGGACACUCAACGAAGGAGUAUAUUACUAGCAUUUCACUUCCACCGAGGAUUUUCAAAGGGCAAGAAGCUGUUGUUGUUAGUGUUAUUUAUAAUGACGUCAACGUAUGGAUACCUGAUGCAAAGGACGCUGAGUUACACGGAAUAAAGUUUACGAACUUGCAAGCUGGAAGUCAAAUAAUUGCCAGUACAGUAUAUCCUGAACCCUCAGACACUCUUGAGGAAAACGUCACCAUCGCAUUCAGCUACGAUAAGGAAGUAAAGAAAGGCGAUACACCACAUUGCGUUUUCUGGGAUUUCACACUCGAGUCUAAAUUAAACGGCUCCUGGGCGAGUAGGGGAUGUUCAUUAGUCCAAACAAUGAACAAAAAGAUCAUCUGCACCUGUAAUCAUCUCACAAACUUUGCUGUUCUCAUGCAAGUUGAGGACAAAAAGGUGCCCUCGCACCAUACAAAGGCGCUGAAAGUGAUUACUUACGUUGGUUGUGGUCUGUCGCUUGCGGGAGAACUGCUGACGGUACUAGCCUAUUGUGCCUUGAUGAAUCUAAACCAGGAACAAGUUCAAAUACGCUUCAAUCUUGUGGUUGCUAUAGCGAUCGCUCAAAUUGUAUUCCUUUCCGGAAUUGACGCUUCGGAGACCAGGGGAGUGUGCGUCUUGGUAGCGGCAUUAAUCCAUUAUUUCUAUCUGGCGGGAUUUGGUUGGAUGCUAUUUGAAGGGAUUUACCUUUAUUUGAUGGUUGUUAAAGUGUUUAACAUUGUGGUUAGAAUGCGGCUAUUCUACCCUUUUGCCUGGGGCUUCCCUCUUGUGAUGGUGGUGUUAUCGUUAGUGAUUGCCUCAAGCCAAGAUGGCAGCGUCAAUAGUUAUGUUUACGGUGACUUUUGCUGGGUUUCGUUCGCUAAUAAUUUAAUCUGGACAUUCGCCGCGCCCGUUCUCGCUGUUUGCUUGAUAAACUCCACGAUUCUAGCUCGAGUGUUAUAUGAAAUUACGAAGAUGCAAAGCGACAAGACAUCCGAGCUGGAGAAAAUCAGGCAGGGCUUAAAAGCAUGUGCCGUCCUGUUUCCUCUACUGGGAAUGACUUGGGUGUUUGGUCUUUUAAGCGUGACGGAUGCUGGACUUGUCUUUCAGUACAUCUUCACCAUUCUCAAUUCGCUUCAGGGUUUGUUCAUCUUCCUAAUUCACGUCCUAAGAAAUAGCGAUGUGCGGGCCGCUUAUCUUCGGAAAAAGCAAAAGUGGAAAGAGUUGAGGAGCAUUUCAACUUCACGUGUGUCGUCCAAAGGUGUAGAUGUCUCCUCUAACUCACUGGCAAAUGAAGACAUUCAAGAACUAACCUCCAGGAGGAUCGACAGGCCUCGGUCAUCAGAAGUAUGCUACACAAAUACGAGUAUUGUGGAGCAAGACAGAAACCUGACUCCUGUGCAAAUGUAAAAACUUGUGGCACUAAUUAAUCAGACAGGUGUCAAAACUAUAGACGAUCGCACUUCGUUCUCAUAGUUUAGUAAGAACUUCUCUGCGCUUUAGUUUCAGUAUAUGUAUGAAAACCAGUAACCUUUAUAGACCAGCCAGGUAUUGAAUUAACGCCCGAGAGAAAACGAAGAAAUGUGAUCCCAGAUCACACUUACAGCCGCAAACCAGAGCAGACGUCUAGGGGUUCUGUUUGUGUCCUUACGUUAACAAAUGUUUUGACAGGUGCUUCUAUGACGGCGUCUUUCUGUACCAACAUCAGCAAAUUGUUUCUCCAUAUCAGACUCAAGUAUACGUACUUCUUCGGGAAUUUUUCCCUCUACCACUGUCUUUUCUGCCUCUUCAGCAACCUGUUAGACCAUCACCCUCGCCAUAAUUUUCUCACCAACCUAAAAUAAAUUAUUUUCGGGUCAUAUACCGAGAAAGGAAAAAUAGUAAUGCAAAACCAAUUACCCAAAAUUUCAUGCCCGUGGCCUACAGGUUACUGGUUUUCAAGUUAAUUUACCGAUGAAAAUUAGUAUUACAAGUCAAAUAAAAAAGGUAAGCUUAAGUAAACAAAAGGACCUACCUCUCUUCUUUCUUUAUUUUUGCGUCUUCUGCUUCAUAGGGUUUGGAAGCGCUUUGGAAGCUGAAAUUUUGCCCAGUGACCGAUCAUUGUAAUAGCUUUCCGUUGGCGAAUAGAAAACGAGUGCCAAAUUUUGAGUGAACUUCUCCUUUAAUUUUUUGGAUGGUUCUUGAAACGAGAAAAUAUGAAAUAGUGAUUUUCAGUAGAAGUAGUGGGCUAUAGAGGAGAGAAUCCAGAUGACUUAUCGUCAUUACUGA
Messenger RNA from Orbicella faveolata, 4037 nucleotides. RefSeq names its product adhesion G protein-coupled receptor L3-like. Gene Ontology annotation, molecular function: G protein-coupled receptor activity. Gene Ontology annotation, cellular component: plasma membrane. Gene Ontology annotation, biological process: G protein-coupled receptor signaling pathway; cell surface receptor signaling pathway. The record is from RefSeq and is a predicted model, not a curated record. NCBI's taxonomy places the organism in Eukaryota, Metazoa, Cnidaria, Anthozoa, Scleractinia, Merulinidae.